AUGACAUUGCUGAAACAAGAGGACUGCGCUGACAAGCCGGUAUCAAAGGACACUCAUUUGCUGCGCGGGCAUAAUCCCGUGCCCAGUGCGUGUCUCCGCCAGCGGGGGGCUGAAACCCUCACGACCGGUUCGGAAUGCGCGCUAGCAGCCGCAACUUUGUGCUGGGAGCUUUCGACGCCGCGUUCCGCUACUGCAGGUCGUCGUAUUUCUGCGAGUUCCGGCAUCUGGACGGGAUUUGCCCCCUACUUGUUUCUCCUCGUGCUCACUUUCCUCACGCUGCUGACUUCAGUCGCCAACGCACAGAUUGAAGUACCAGGAAGCGAUACGCCAAGCGCACAGAAUGACGCCGAAAUCUCCGCAUCCUUGAAUGCAAUCACGAGUAUCCUUGUCGCCCAGGACGCGAAGCGGCAAAUAGCCGGCGAAUUGCGAAAGGCAAUUGAAAAUGCCGGCACCGAAGUGGAUCGAGCAGAACUGAGCGAACGCCUGAAGACAGUCAACCUGGAACUUGUCCGGCUGGAAAACCAAAUCGUCAGCCUGGCCACCGGUUUCACCGAAAACGAACUGAAUCCGGCAGACGCUUCCUUCGAGCUACAGGAUGAAGUCGAGGAACUCAUUCGCCCGUUUAUCUGGACGCUGAAGUCGGCGACCGAAAAUGCCCGCGAAAUAGAGCAACUCAAACAAACCAUACUGGCGACGAGCGAAGCAACGGAUCAGGCGGAAAAGGCGAUCGAGCGCGUCAAGCCGAUGAUCGAGCGCGCACCCGCCGACAGUAUCCUGCGUGAGCGACUCGAACUCAUUCUUCAGGACUGGGAAACCCGGUUGAUCCUGGCACGUGAUCAGUCAAUCACCGUGGAACAGCAAUUGCGGUCGAGGCUCGACCAAAAAGUCGACCCCAGCGAUGUUGCAAGUCAGGCAUUCACCUCCUUCUUCAGCGAUCGGGGGCGAAACUUUUUCAUCGGCCUGUUCGCCUUCGUGCUUGUGAUUUUUGUCUCGCGCCUCAUGAGGCGUGUCCUGCUUACGUUGAUUGGCAGAAGCCGGAACCGCAGUUUUCCGGUUCGUCUGGGCACCUUGAUUUACGAUGCCUUGACGCUUUGCCUUGCAUUCGGGACCACGAUCGCAAUCUUCAAUUUCUACAACGACUGGUUCCUGACGGGCGCCAUGCUCCUGGCCUUUCUCACCAUCGGCUGGUUUCUUCUGAAGUCGCUCCCAAGCCUGAUCGAACAAGUUACCCUGCUGCUCAACCUGGGUGCCGUUCAGGAGGGGGAACGGGUCGUCAUCAACAAUGUUCCCUGGCGCGUCAGCAGACUUGACCUUUAUUCGGAACUUGAAAAUCCAAGUCUCAGAGGUGGACACUACACGGUGCCGGUGCGCGAAUUGAGAGGCCAGCAUUCAAGGCCCAUGGACGGCAAUGAAAAGUGGUUUCCUUCCGAGGAAGGCGACUGGGUCCUGCUCGACAAUGGCUUGUGGGCCGAAGUGAUCCUGCAAAGUCCGGAAGCGGUUCACCUGCGCGAGGAAGGCGGCGCCGUUUCCCACUUCACGACACCGGCUUAUCUGGAUCAGAACCCGAAGAACCUGUCCGACCGCUAUCGGGCAACGAUUGAGUUUGGCAUUGACUAUGCGCAUCAAGCCGACGCCGCUACACAGAUUCCGGGAAAAAUGCAGGCCUAUAUCGACGGUGCGCUUCGCGCCAAGUUUGGCGAGAAAGGCAUCCUGUCAACCUAUGUCACGCUGUUUCGGGCUGGUGCCUCAUCACUUGAUUUCGAGAUCGAAGCCGACGUCGGUCCCGGCAUGGGUCAUGUUUAUGAAACCGUCGAGCAUGCAUUGGCGCGCUUCGCCAUUGAAUGCUGCACCCAAAAUGGCUGGACGAUACCGUUUCAGCAACUCGUUGUUCAUCGAAGCGCCGACGGCUCUUGA
Molecule: messenger RNA, 1914 nt
Organism: Effrenium voratum
Lineage: Eukaryota; Dinophyceae; Suessiales; Symbiodiniaceae
Source: the annotation of a GenBank genome assembly